ACACACCGCCCGCUAGGGGGAGAGGCAGAGAGUGGGCGGCUCCGGGCCGCGAGAGGAGCUCACCCCAGUACUUACUCCUAUGAACCCCCACAUACACUGACGGCUCCAUGGAGAAACGAAGGCUGGAGUGUCCGGCGCUGCCGGCGGGAUGGAAGAAGGAGGAGGUGAUCAGGAAGUCCGGUCUCAGCGCUGGCAAGAGCGAUGUCUAUUACUAUAGUCCAAAUGGUAAGAAAUUCAGAAGCAAGCCUCAGUUGGCAAGGUACCUGGGAAACAGUGUUGAUCUCAACAGUUUUGACUUCAGAACGGGAAAGAUGAUGCCCAGUAAAUUGCAGAAGAACAAACAGAGACUAAGAAAUGAUCCUCUCAAUCAAAAUAAGAGUAAACCAGACUUAAACACGACGUUGCCUAUUCGACAAACUGCCUCAAUCUUUAAACAGCCAGUAACCAAAAUUACCAACCACCCCAGUAACAAAGUGAAAUCAGACCCCCAGAGGGUGAUUGAACAACCCCGGCAGCUUUUCUGGGAAAAGAGGCUGGAGGGACUCAGUGCCUCAGAUGUAACAGAACAAGUCCUGAAACCCAUGGAGCUUCCUAAAGGCCUUCAAGGUGUUGGGCCCAGAAAUAAUGAGGAAACUCUCCUUGCAGCAAUCGCAAGUGCUUUACACACAAGCUCUGCACCAAUCACGGGGCAGCUCUCUGCAGCUGUAGAAAAGAACCCAUCCGUAUGGCUAAACACAUUCCAGCCACUUUGCAAAGCUUUUUUAGUUACAGAUGAAGAUAUACGGAAACAGGAAGACAAGGUGCAGAAUGUCCGAAGAAGAUUAGAAGAAGCCCUAAUGGCUGAUAUCCUAGCACGAGAUUCGGAAGCCUCUCAGAACUCAGACAUUUAUAUGGACAGCAGGGAUGAUUAACAGUCUCAUCAGGUGCCUCAGCUGUUAAGAACAGCGACACGUCUCCUAUGCAAAGAGAGAGACAUCCCUCGGCCUUUCUGAGAAGCAAUUCCAUUUUGUCUUAAAGCAACACGCCAAUGCCUUCCUGGGAUACCAUGUAUGUUGUACAUAGCUAUACUAUUAUGACUGUGGAAAUCUUUAUUUUGUGUCCAAAAUGUCCACAAUUUUUAAAUAUAAAGCAAUAUUAUUGUAAAAAGAAGACUACGUUUUAGAUAUCAGAGCACAGUCAGCUGGUAUUCUAAAGCCAAUAUUUUAUUUGUGUACUUAGCAGAGAUAGCUGUGCAGUUCUAUAGAGAUUAUCAUCUUGUGUCAUAUACGUUUUUAUAGCUCACUUGAGAAGAUUCCGUUGACUGUUUAGGACACUGUCCAACUGAAACCCAGUGGACCGUACACGGGACUAUUAUGGUCCCCACACUUCACAAGGGCCUUUAUAGACUGCUCUGUACGACUUUCAUGGACCCGUUAUAAUGAAUACAGCACACUGGGAAGGGACAAGUUGGGCAGCACUGGUUUGGACAGUCUCUACA
Molecule: messenger RNA, 1477 nt
Organism: Xenopus laevis (African clawed frog)
Lineage: Eukaryota; Metazoa; Chordata; Amphibia; Anura; Pipidae
Gene: mbd2.S
Product: methyl-CpG binding domain protein 2 S homeolog
Exons: 7
Coding region: 108-911 (267 amino acids)
Biological process (GO): negative regulation of transcription by RNA polymerase II; DNA methylation-dependent constitutive heterochromatin formation
Cellular component (GO): histone deacetylase complex; chromatin; chromosome
Molecular function (GO): methyl-CpG binding; DNA binding
Source: RefSeq, a predicted model, not a curated record